Messenger RNA from Xyrichtys novacula (pearly razorfish), 27413 nucleotides. The record is from the annotation of a GenBank genome assembly. NCBI's taxonomy places the organism in Eukaryota, Metazoa, Chordata, Actinopteri, Labriformes, Labridae.
GUUGUCAGAAAGAUGGCGUCCCGGUGCAGCCUCUCCACUUUAUUUCCUCUCCAAAGUCAGCUGGAUUUGGAUCUAGAAGAAGCCUCAUCGCAACAAGAUAAAGAAAACCUUGUAAACGAAUAUCUUACAAAAGUAGACGAGGGGAAGGAACUGAAGAUACCUGAUUUCCAGACAGGUUAGCCCUAUCAGAAGCUCUGGUUUGCUCAGUCCUAUGGUUAACUCUCCACAGUAGUUAAACAGUUAAACUGAAGUUUGCCCACUCUCCUUGUCCAGACAUGUCCAGACCAGCUCCGAAAUGCACGAAUACUUAAGUGUUGGACUUAUUUUCACUGUCGGCACUCAGUUACAAUAUAUUUACAGUUACAGCUAUAUUUCUGAAUGUUUUUUAUCUGUAUUUUGUGAGGGAGUUGCAGGGGUGUCCAGGGGAUGGGCAGUAUUACUAUAUCUCCCACCCUAAAUCAGAUUUGACACCUAUGGUGCCGCCUGAGCUGCGAGUCCUUUCAGGGGCGGGGCUAUUAAUUGAUAAUAAUUAAGUAUUAAUCAGCAAAACGGACUGUGCUGCAACAGGCUAUUUUUUUGGUAAUUGCAAUGUCAGAAAAUCGUUUGCCCUAUCAAAUAAAAAAUAGGAUAUAUUUGCACAUUAGCUUUGUUUCAUUACCUUUAAAACUUUUUAUGUUAACAAAUGUACUGUAGAUAUCAAAUUUAUGGUGACAGAUAGGCAAUAAGUGCAGUCAUUUGGAGCGUCUAUGCACGCACAAAUCUUAGUUCAUACCAUAGACUAUAUAUAAAAUGGACAUCGUCUACCUCCUCUCUGGGUGAAGCCACUCCGAGAACAGCACCCUCUGGUGACGGGCUGCAGUACAGGUCAUAAAUCCCACCUCCUUUAGCCAUCUUUAUGGAGCUGUGGACGAACUUAAGAAAUGAAUUACACAGAAUAUACAUUUUUCUCCCCCCUGCUUGCAAUGUUGACAUGUAGUUACAGUAAGACUGGUUUGUGCUCAAGUCCUUAUUUUCUGUGCAGCUCCAUUUUAAAAAGUUAUUAGGAGGUUCAUGUUUUCAUUAUUGACACUUGAUACAGCCUGUGGGCGUACGAAGAUUGCAUAGCUCAUGCAGGGGAUACGCUGUUUGAGCCAAGCAUCAUCACAGCGACUCUCCCGCCGAAUAUGCACAAUGUUACUGCGCAAGUGGUGGAGUGCGUACAACACUACUGCGCAAUGUUGGUUUCAGCAAAUGGAGAAAAAUACGUGGAAAUACCGAAAGCUUUUCGGCUUCAAAUCCAUAUACUGGCGGAAGGCGGAACCAAGUUGUCCAGAGUAUAUACAGUCUAUGGUUCAUACAAUUACUUGCAUUCAUGAGCACUGUAUUUGUACCACUUCAUCAAAAGUAGACAUGCUCUUUUUAGGUCAGCCAACAAACAGGGUACUUUCACCCAGCAUUAUUGAUAGUAAAGACUCCCCCUGAAUUCUUAUUUCUCAUCAAGAUGAGAGCCACUUUUUCUGAACAUCAUUGUUUUUAAAUUGCAUUGUUUCCUGAUCUGAAAUGUGUUGAAACUGUGUAACAGCUCAGCAUGUGAGUGGUUUUUGCCUAACACCCUCUAUCCAGGUCAUUGGCUACUUUAGUUUCUAUUUUUAAGUUUUAAGUAUUACCUGAAAGCUACCUUGUUCCCAGUGUUUGAUUCAUAUCAAAUGUUGGUAAGAAGCUUGUUUUUGCCCAGAAUUUAGUUGAAAACUUCAGGUGUGUUCUGUAGUUUUUGUAACAGUACUAAAUAUUAUGCAUCUGGUUGGCCCACAAAAAGUAGUACGUAAUAUCUGUUACUCACAGAGUUGCCUAAAGCCAAAUCAGAGAGAGACUGUGUCUCUGGUGUUUAUAGUUAGGUCCUUUGUUGAAUUAUGCAGCAUGUUGGUAAUAUCCCUUUGCACCAGUAGAUGGGGAUCUACAGUAGAACAAUACACACCAGAACAAACAAGGCUUUGUGGAUCAGUAAAGGGCCCAAACUAAUCCUACUGACAAUUUUUAGACAACACAUCAGACACAAAACGUGUAUUUUUGGGGUCCAUUUUAAAUGUUAUUUAAAAAAAGUAAGUUAAACAAGUUCCCCAAGAUUUUUGCUCAUGCAUGACAAACAAUAACUGACACAAUCUGCAGUCUGAGGGAUAACUGACAAAGACAGCAAUCAAGAUCUAAAGAUAAUAAUUUAUGGUUUUAAACACUCCUGAAGCUAUGACUUUUCCACAGUCUUUUCCUCGGUCCUGCAACUCUUCAACUAUUUGACAUGAAAGCAUAAUCAGGCCAGAUAGAUAUAUUCAUAAAGUGAUGGGCACUGUAAAGAGUUUGGCUCCACCGUGACUAAACAUUCAUUAAUAGGAUGACAGCAUCAUUUUCCACUCUGUGAUUUGCUCCAGGCUUGGAAUGGCUGAACACGGAGGGGCCUCUGUCUCUGAAUAAGGAGCUGGCUGGGAAAGUGGUACUUCUGGAUUUCUUCACUUACUGCUGCAUCAACUGCAUGCACAUCUUACCUGACCUGCACCAGCUGGAGAAGAAGCACUCUGUCAAAGGUUUGGAUUUACACUGGCUUCAAGGCAGCAGUCAACAGGGCUGUCAUGACCUGAAAGGUGCUGAGGGAUUAAACAGAGGUGUAGGUUAUGGCAAUGGAAAGAUAACCAUUUUUUUUUUUACCUGCAAUUGGGAAGUAGUUCCCAAGUAGACUUGUCACCUUUCCAUCACCAUAAACAAGCAGAAACAAAGCCCACAUUAAAUUAGGGAUCACUCUUUACAUUAAAUGAAUUGCAAUGGUCAGAAACUUGGCAUCCACGUGAAAUCUGCUGUUGCAAAGCACCUGCCUCCACCUCACAAGGCAAGGUUAGAUGAGGUGGGAUCAAUCCAAGACAUUUGGCAGCAGAGAAAACAGGCUCACCUCAUGUUUUUCAUCAGUCUAUUUUGGUUUGUCAGGUCCUCAGAUCUGCACAUUUUUAAAGAGACAGAAGCUAAAACAAAGCGUUUCAGACAGAGGCUGAAUUUGAAGACACCAGUGAAAACAAGGCUGUUUUUGAUCUGAAAAUCAUGUAAAGCUAUUAAAGAGGUAAGACAGGAAAUAAAGAAUACCCCCUCUCUUUAGGAUAUUUUAAAUUGGCUCUAAAUUGAUUUUAGUUAUCAAAGUUUAUCGAGGAGUCUUUGGUGAAACCCUUCCAAUUUUCAAGGUCCUGACCUUGGGUUCAUCAAGUCCUUCAUGCUGACUGCUUAAUAAGGUAGAGUGACGUGGCUCCAGUUUCUCUGGUAUUUGUUCAAUUGGGAGCCAUAGGGAGAUUCCCAACCAGCCCAUCAGCUGUUAUCAAGCUGUUUAGUGCAGGUGAUGAUUUCUAAAAGGAGAAAUCCCAACAAUGUGGGCAAGAGACACUUAUUUAACCCAGAUAAUGUCUUUUUGAAUUUGCUAGGUGUUGAGGUUUGGCCUUUCCUUUCUUCCUUAUCCUUAAAACCACAGUAUAAGCAGCAUGUUGGCAUGGCAACACAUCACUGUCAGCCUGGAAUACUUCAUCUUCAGGUAGACCUGGAUUUUGCUUCUUCUGUAGACAUCAGUUAGAGCGAAGAAAUUGUCAGAAAAAGUCUAUAACUCUGUCUGAUACCAGGUGAAUAAAUCACAUCAGGUAAUGCCCCUUCUGUCAGAAUAAGUUAAAGGUAGUCUUGAUUGGGAAAGGAGCUUGUUUCCCAGGUUGCUAUUGGCAGCUCUCCUCCAAGUUUUACUACAGCUAUUUGAGUCUUUAGACUACAGGAAGGAACAUUAAAUAGAAAUGAGAAAAACAAAAGAUAUGCCAGUGCAAUUUAUCAUGUCUUUUAUUUUAAAUCUUGUCUUUUUGUUUUUAUGACAUACAAAGCGAACAAGACCAUCAGUGACAAGACUGAAGAUUUUUAUGUCUUAAUGUUUAAAGUUAGAAACCAGUGUAAGGGGGUUGGGUGGCAGCCAAGCAGCUGAAGAAAGAGCCUGAUUUUACCAUUUCCUCCUAAAUUAUUCACAAUUAAUAAUACAUUUGACUGUCAAAAGUCAGCAGGAUAAGAUUUUUUUUUAGGUGAUACUGUUAAAGUGUGUAGAGGAUAAAAAAAGCAACACUGUCUUGUCCACAGGAAGCACAAAAAACUGGCACAAACCAAAAUUUGCCCACAGAAGCUUUAAGCUUUUGUUAGCAACAGGUGGCACAAUUAUCUAGGCCAGCCAACAAGUCCAAAAGCAAGAUUAUAAGUCAAGACUACGUGUCCAUUCAGUCUUUGAAGAGUCAGCAGCCUGGCAGAUCUUACCAGGGGAACACCUUUUCUAAAAUAUUGUAUUUCCUGCCAUGCUGCAUCAGAGUUCGCUGGGGUAGAGAAGCUGUUGUACGUCAACUCUCCUUCUCUCCAUUUUGGUUUCCAAGACAAAGAGGGCUCUUAUCUGAGCUGUGAGGAGACAGAGACUAAAUAUAUUUCCAAGCUGCAGAGUCACGGGGUCCAUAAUUGUCCCUGGCUGUACCGUCACUGUACAGCUCUUUAUAUAACUUCUCCAUGUAGAGCAUAAUCACAUCCGACUGACUCUGGCAUCCUGCUGACCCGUUGGAGGGGAUCAUCUGAGGAAGCUGUAUGGCUGUAAAUUAUGUUGCAAGCAAGGCAGGACGGAGAACACACACUUAGGCCACAGUGCCACCGUACAUUAUCUCACUCCCCUUAUCUUUGGCACUGCUGUGGGUACAUUCUGUUUGCUGCUCUGGUCAGUGAGGUGUGGGAGCCACCCCGUCCAGUCACUCCCACAGUCCACCGCCUACCCACCCAUCGUCACCGCAAUCUGCCAGUACUGUAAGGCUUGGCAGAGGCCACAGGUGACGAAACCCACCGCAGACAAUAUGAGUCUGAAGGCUUGGGAUUGUGCUUUUAAACAUAUGUUGAAGGACGGCUUGAUGAUUUGAGUGAAUGUGAAGGCAAUUUUAUUGAGGAUGAAGAGCUUUUGUUUGUUGCUACGGGAAACAGCCUUUGGUGUUGAGUGCCAAAAAAAGCUUGAUAAAAAGAUAAAAGAUGAAAAAGGCUUUGUAAAAAGCAAUAAAGUGACUUAGAGUGCACUCUGUUUGUAAAAUAAACUUAGUUUAAAUAGUUUUUCAUGACUGCAUAACCCCUUCUGCUUAUUUAAGGCCAGCAGUAGCUGUAAGCUCAACAUUAACAUCUUUGAGAGUAUAAAAGACAACGUUCUAAAGCAAAAGCUUUAUUCAACAAAAUAGUUAUCUAAUAAAGACUUUUUCAGUAUUGUUUUUUGCAUUUAAUCAUCCAAAAAGUACUAUUAAGAAAACUAAUAAAUGACUGAAGUCAGGAAUCAGCUCAGUUUCUUGUCGUUUUAGGAGUUACUGUGUCAUGUUCUUGUGUCUUGGUGAAUUUAAUGCCCUUGUUUUCCUGCUCUGCUUGCACUUUCACACUUCAAUAGUGUGUAAUGAUUAUCCCCUCUCAGUUAUGGGGCGAGCAGCUUGAAGGAUGCAUCAGUACCUCCCUUCACUUCAGUAACAAUGACUUGAUUUUCAUAAUUAUUAUUGUGACUCUGGGUCGUACAUUUUGUGAAUUGUUCCUGCUGUGCAGCUCUGUCUCCUCCCCUGCAGAGUGUGGGUGUUUCUGUGAGAGCACUGCCCCCUACAUCCUCUCUGAGCACUUCUCCUCCAUUUGUGCAUUCAUAUGAAGAGAGUCGGCCACACUGAGUGUCAUCCAGAACCUCUGUGUGUGGAGUGAGAGUGCGCUGAUAAACCCCCCAACAGCGAGUCUGCACUGAUGCUGGCUAUCUGACCUGGUGUAACAAGAGAGACGGCCCUGUGAAUAAGGAUUCAUGUGUUUGACCUGCACAGACAGAAGCUACUUUUAUCAUGACCAAAAUGAUGCAAUCACACAGACAUACAAAUCGAUAAGUUUAGAAUAUAAUCAGGAUGUAAUUAACCCCCUUUCCAUUCUUAAAAAGUGCACGUUUCUUUUAUUAUAAAGUGUUUUAUUUUUUAAAAGUUUAGAUUAUUUACACCAUAUUUAAAAUGAAAAGAUGUCUAGUCAGCUGAAUGGUAUUUAAUUUGUGAACAACUUAGGUUGUGUGUGACCUGUAACCAUGUUUACACUAAGUUCCUGUUAGUUUUAGAUCUGACCUCUUCCACUUCUUACAUUAUAUCAUAAUAUCAUAUAUUUUAUCCCAGGCUGCAAAUCUAGGCCAUUUCUUGGCCUUUUUAAGUCAUCAUGAUCUGUACUAAGGCUUACUCUUUAUCUAAUGAUGCAGAUUGCUGUCUUUUCCUGUUCAGAUUGGCAAUUAUUAGCUUAUAAACUCCCAUUUAUGCUCAUUAUUACUAUAACCACUUUCCUAUGUUGCACACUCCUAUUGUACACAGCUCUCCUCUCUUCAUCUAUGGCCCUAUACAGGUUAUAUGUCCCCUACUUAACACAUUUUGUGUGAUCCACAUCUUGUUUGCACUCCCAAACUUUGUAACGCAUCAAUCUGAGCUCCUGAUAAUCAGGUAGUGCUGCAGCCUCAUGGCCCCUUAACUGGGAAACCGCCCAGUAUGCAAGGUUGCCAGUCCAGCACUGGAAACUAUGUGUCUCUCUUUACUUUUCCCUCUCGAAACAAGAGGCAAAAACCUUUUGAGGUAGGGGCAGAGCACACACUCUACUGUGAAAGAAGGAAAGGGACCGCCUACGAGACAGAACAAGUGCAGCAUGGCACAUGGCAUGAUCAAGACCAUGGCAUGGUUAAAGAGACUGCAGAACUCUCUGGAUUAUCUUGUUUCUCUGAUUGCAGGAAGCCAAAAUCCUUAUUGAUUAGGAUUAAAAUCCAAUCAUUUGUCAGGGCCUUGCUGUCAUGUUGAUUGCCCAUAAUCCACAGAUGGUAAAACAGCCCAAACCUGUUCCUUUUGCACCACUGGUAUUGAGUUAAGGGGUUAUCUAUAAUCAAGCAUUAAGAUCUACUUUGAUUCGACUGGCAUGUGGGUUUGCAGUAGCUGUUGCUGAAGCUCCACCUUUUUGCUUGUUUCUAACUGGGCCAUUGGGAGAUGUCACUGAGACAACGCUCAUGUUUUGUGCAUUCAUUGUGUUUGAGAGGUGAUGGUAUGAAUACUGCUAUGCCAUGCAAAGCAUGUGUAUUAAUCAGGCAGAAAUCUUGCUGUUAAAGACUGAAGCCAGAGAAGGGUCAAAAAUUGUAGUUCCUUGAGUAUCCACUUGAGUCUGUCUCCAAAAGAUGAGAAACCCCAUAGGGCCCUGAGUUCAAAUAAAACAAAAAACUGAACAUGUACACUACAGGCCAAAGGUUUCAUAUAAUUUGCAACACAAUAAACGUGACUAUUGUGUACAGAGUAACUUAUCAGAAGACAUUUUGAUUAUAAUUAUUCGGUAUUUGAGUUAUUGUUGCUUAGAAUUUGCUUUCUUUAAAGUAACCUCCUCUGGGUUAAACAACAGCUUGGCAUAUACCAGGCAUUCAUUCCACAAGUUUUCUAAGGUAUGCUCCAGGGAUCGCAUUCCAAGCUUUCUUAAGUUCAUUAAAAAGAGACUGCUGAUUCGUGGGACGGGUUUUUCUGACCGAUCGAUCCAAUUCACCCCACACAAGCUCAACUGAGAAAGGUCUGGAGACUGAGGGGGCCAAACCAUCUUUUGAAGAACACCUUCCUCUUCCUUUUUGUCUAGGUUAUCCUGACAGAGCUUGGCAGAGUGCUUAGUGUCAUUGUCUUGCUGAAAAACAAACUUAUAACCCACAAGUCUGAGUCCAGAUGGAACAGCAUGGUGCUGGAGGAUGGAGUGGUACUGUCCCUUCUUCAUGAUACCCUUUACUUCAAACAAAUCUCCUACUCCAUCACCUGCAAAACAUCCCCAUACCAUGGAACUACCACCUCCAUGCUGAAUUGUGGGUGUAACACAUGGUGCUUUCAGACAUUCACCAGUUUGUCUGCGGACAUAGACUCUGCGUUUUGAAGCAAACAGUGCAAACUUGUUUCUAGUCAUCAUAAGUCCAAUUUUUGUGAGCUUUUGCCCACUCAUAUCUCUUUUUCUUGUUCUGUGGACGAAGUAGUGUUUUUUUGCAGAUACACAACCCUUCAGACCAGCCUUUCGCAAACGUCAUUUCACGGUUGUCAGAGAUAUGGGUUUCGACCUUGUCAUGUUGAUUUCCUUCCCUAUUUUUGGUGCUGUCUUUUGCCGAUCUCUCUUACUGGUGACACUGCUAUGUUUAUCCUCUGCUUUUGUAGUAACUCUCUUUCAUCCAGGUCUUUUUCUAUCAUCAUUACUUCCAGGUUCCUCUAGUCUCUUCAGAGUGUAGUGGACUCCUUUGCUAAGCACCUUUAGGCGUUUUGCAAUUUCUCUUUCUGUGAAUCCUUCUUUCCUCAAUGUACAAAUAUGUACUUCUGUUUCUUUACUCAGUUGCUUCUUUCUAGCUAUUUUUGCGGUGGUUUGAACGCAGUUGAGAUUUAUUAGGAUUUUUGUAUGCAGACUCUCAAAAGCCAAAAAGUUGAAGUGAAUAAUCCAACUGUUAGUUUUUUUGCUUUUGCACUGAAGUUGUGACUCUUGCAAAUGUUUUCAACCCUAAAACUAAGCCCUUAUUAUCUUUUGUUGACAUAUACUUAGCAAUGGUCUGUUAACAUCAAUAUAUCUAAAGGUAAAUGGAUUAAAAUGGUGCAUUUUCAUAAAAGCAGCAUCUGAUCAUGGAGUAAAUACAUCCCAAAAUACAUAAAACUCAUGCUGGAUUUUAAAAAAAGCAUUGUGAACAAAAACUUGAAGUUACUCCCAACUGUUCGGCCUGUAAUGGCCUUGCUUCGGAAUUUUUGACCUGUAGUGUACAUAUUUAAUUUAGUCUCUGUUUUUUACAUGUCCUUUUUUUUAGUUUUGAUUGACUGGACUUUUGUUUUUCCACACAAUAACAAAUUGAAAAGUCCGUUUGGUAUAAUUAAAACAUUAAAGCUAAAGGGUGGUUUUUUUUUUUGGAAAAGCUUGAUUGAUCAGAAUUUCUCUUCAGGUGCUGUCAUGAUUGAUUAUUUCACACUGAAAAUGUUACAUCUCAGUGAUUAAUUAUAAAGCUGUCAUUUUUGGCAUUUUCUUUAAUUUUUUUUUGCCCCACCUUGACUUUGUUUAUACAGAUCAUUUUAAAUUAAGCAACAUGAUAAAAUUGCAUAACUCAGUGUGUUUCAAUAAAUAGCACCAGACUGGAAGAGGAACAGGAAGUAAACUUUAUCAAGAUAUCUGCCAACACAAGAGAGUCUAUUUAAAAGAGCAGCUUCACAAACAUGUGUUUUUCCAGAGUUUGAACCCAUUCAGUUGUGCAACACUUGAACAUCAGUCGGCUUUUGUUAUAGUUCAUAAAUUCUGAAUGAUUAGUCUUACUGUCUGUUUAAUAAGCGUGGUGUCAGUGGUGUCUGGUGACUACUGAGAAAUAUUUGAGAUAAACAUUUAGGAGGCUCACCGCACUGGAACAUUUCCACCAACUUAUCAGAAUGACCAUCAUGGACUCUUGAGCUUUUUUAGUAGAAAGUCACAUUCAUUCCCUGUGCACUACAUGUGUGUGACUGUGUGUUAGGGGCAUGUGCGUGUCUUUGUGAACUUAUUGAUCUUUUUUAUGUAACUUGUUGACAGAAGUGAUUUAGAUGUAAGAGUUUUUCCCAUGACAUCUUGGUUGACACAAUUUGAUCUGUUUGUGGGUGUUUUCAGUUAAUGGUACACAUGUUUGUGGUGAAGAAAUAGGGACUGAUACUGAUACUAAUUAAGAUAUCAAUUAAGCCAGUUGUUGAAUCUGAUACCAAAGGUUUUUUGCUUUCUAAUUGUAAUUCCUUAUGCGUUUUUAUUCAUGAGUCAUAAACUGUCUGACUUUGCUCUUUCUCAGAGAGGGUAUAAUGAUACGGUAUGAUAUGAUACAAUACGAUAUGGUACGGUACAAUACGAUUUGAUAGGAUACAAUACAAUACACUUAAUGGUUCCCUCGGGGAAAUUUGUCUUGGACUCCCUCAGUGAUCCCUCACUCUGGACAUUUUCUUUCAUUUGUUUCUAUUAUUAUUAAAUUGAUCAGACAACAGACACACACUGAAUACCAUUAUUAUUUUCAAGGACUGAUGAACAUUAAGAGGACUGAUCUGGACCAGUACUAGUUGUUUCUGAAACCAGUAGACAGACUAGUUUUAAUGAGUCUUGAAUUUACUGAACUGUUAUAUUUUGUGGUUAAAUUUGUAUUUGUGUGUCUUUAUCUCUUUAUUCCUUCCUCAGACGGACUGGUUAUCAUCGGUGUACACUCAGCCAAGUUCCCCAAUGAAAAGGUCAGUGUUUGUACUAGUUUGUUAGUGUUGUAAUUGAGUUUUUUUUAUUAUUAUGAUUGCUUAAAAUCAACAUUUGGUUACAAUCUGUGGAAGGGCAGUUGAGUGUGAAGCAGUUCCAUCAUUCUUACAUAUGAUCCACUCCACCUUACAACCACUAGCAUUUACCUCCACUUUAACAGCUCUGUACCCGUAAGAAUUUUACAUUGUUUUCCUCAUUUAUAUUAAUUUUGAUCGGUAUCUAAAGUUACUGUUCUUUUCUUUCCAUUUUUACUGUUUCCUUGAAAAAACAAAAGCAGUUGAUUUUAUUGUAGUGCAAAUAUUAUUAAUUAAACACUCCUGGUUGUUUAUUUUUGGCAACACUCAAAGACCAACUAACAUUUAAAAAUAAAACUCUUUUCCAGCUGUUAUUCUUUUAUUUUAUUUUAUUUUUUUUGCUCUUUGUUUUUAAAGUCCACAUGAAUUGAAAUGUAUUUUAAUAGCUGACAGAGACUUUUUGAAGUUAAGUUUUGAGCUUUCAUGGGUUUACUGAUGGGAUGGAACAGAUCCUUAUCCUAAGAGCACCUCAAAGGUGUACUUUUCAUCUCCUCCUAAGUGUAUUUUAUCUUUCUAAUUAAUUAUCGACCAAGACUCACAGCUCGUAUUGAUUUCUCUGUAUUUGUCAUCAACCCUUCGAAGGUCCUGGAUAACAUCCGCAGCGCUGUGCUCCGCUAUGACAUCUGCCAUCCUGUGGUGAACGACAGCGAGGCUCUCCUCUGGCACGAGCUGGAGGUGUCCUGCUGGCCUACGCUUGUCCUGCUGGGCCCAAGCGGUAACCUGCUUUUCUCUCUAGUGGGGGAAGGCCAUCGAGACAAGCUGAUGCUUUUUACUGAGCUGGCGCUUCGUUACUACGGCAAGAAGGGGCAGCUAAAGGGGCACACAGUGGGUAUCAAACUCUACAGAGACUCCCUGCCUCCCAGUGUCCUGUCUUUCCCCGGGAAGGUGGCUGUAGAUGACAGCAGGAAGAGACUGGCCUUAGCUGACACUGGGCAUCACCGAAUACUGGUGGUGACUGUGACUGGACAGCUUGAACACGUCAUAGGAGGUAAGAGAGAAGACACAGAGUGCAGACAGAGAGAGACCGAGGACAUAGAAUGAGCAAAAGAUUACGACAUAUGCAAAUUUCAAUUAUUCAUUUAGUAAAGAAUAAACAAAUGUGAUCUUUUUUCCUUCUAAGCUUUGCCAAUACAAAAGAAAAACAUUUCAGCAACACUAAUAUUUUUAGAUUGCUCACAUGCUUCAGUAACCCUCAGAGGAGCCACAUGGUACUCUGUGUAAUCCAAACAGAGAGGUUGGCAAGAGCAUGCUGGGAACUGGCACUGACCUAAGUGUGGACAUAAUAAGGGGGAAAAAAACUGUUUUCUUAAACUGACCAUUCAUCUCUACAUCAACAUAUGAAGAGAAGUCCUAGCAUGUAUAUUUACAAAACAAACCUUCAGAAUAACAGAUUUAACUGUAAAUCUGAAGACUUAAAUAUGGAGAAAAGUGUUUUGUUUUUAAUUUGACUCAUACAUGAGGUAUUUUUAUGCUCAUAAAACUUUUAUUUUUAUUUCUGUCCCAGGGCCUGAAAGUGGGAAACAAGAUGGGGAUCUCUCUGAAGCUUCCUUCAACUCCCCCCAGGGUGUAGCCAUCAAAGGGGACACUGUAUAUGUGGCUGACACAGAAAACCACCUGAUCAGAAAGGUUGCACCUUGAUCCUUUCAUAACUGCAUUUUGUAGAUUGAAAUCUCUGUCUCCUAAGUUUUAUGUUUGUGUGCGUGAAAUUCAGAUCGACCUGUUGGAGCAGAGAGUCAGCACUCUAGCUGGAGUGGGCUGUCAAGGCACAGACAAAGAGGGCGGGGCCAUGGGACCUGAGCAGCCCAUCAGCUCUCCCUGGGAUGUGACUCUGGGCUCUGCCGGUAAGUACGUCGUCAGACCAGACCGUGAAGGACAACAAAAACAUGCCCUCCUCUUUCCGCUCUGUCUGCCUGUCAUGUCACUGCCUGCCACACAGAAUCAGCCCAUUUCUGCUUUAUUUUCUAUCUGAAUGCUGCCAUACAAUCGAUAAAUACUUAGGGACAGGUCGGUUCCUCUCACUGAAUUAGAUUGACCAGACAUGGACAGAUAAGAGUGACGGAGAAGGAGACAGUGGCCACAUCACUUAAUAUCUGAAUUUUGUGGUAGUGUUUCAGUUUGACCCCAGCCUCAUAUUUUUCCCUACUCUCUCUUUGAGUAAAGGCAUAAAGCACCCCAAAAAACACUCUUUAACAGAAAGCUUUGAUCAUUCGCUGCACUCACGAUAAAAAAAAAAAAAACUGUCUUUUGCAUUUUUCAGUCAUAGCCAUUACAGUCAUUAAUUAGUCAAAUAAUAUUUGUGAACCUAAAUGCAAAAAAAAGAGUGGGUAAAAUGAAACAGACUUAAAUCAAAGAAUAUCAGAAUUGUAAAAUCCAAGAUUUUGGAGCUAUUUUAAGAACUGUGAGAUCUUAUCCUUGUGGUUUUCCCAGGAAGCCUCUUUGGUUAAACCCUGUAAUUCAACCAAAAGAUUUUCGAGGACAAAAAAAUCAAUCAUCUUAGCUUACAAUACUUAUAAACUACAAAAAAAUGCAGAAAAAAAGGCUUUUUAUUCUCUCCUAAAGUAGUCUAAGACCUCUUCUGAAUGCUCUGUCUUUAUUUCUUCACAUUUGGUUGUGUUUCUGUCCUGCUAUUUCUCUUCAACAUUAACUGACUACAUCUGUUAUCAAAGGAAAAUCUUUUUUUUUUUUGGACUCUCAGAAAUUUUGAAUGCCACAUUUUGCUAACAGACUUCACUACCUGCAGUCAUUUCGACUCAAAAUAAGCACAGUGGAGUCUGAGUGGAUGUCAGUUUUUAACACGUCAGAUAUGAGCUGCUUUGGCCUUGUUAAUGUUUUGUAAAUUAGAAUAUGGGAUUUAAAUAUGUCUCUAGAAUCUGUUUUAAUUACCUCUGAUUUCUUGCUCGGCAGCAUAAUAAUAAUAGAUGAUUAGUCAUGCUUUAUAUCUGUUAAAAGCGAUGUCAAAUUAAGUUUCAGGCAGACACGCAAACUCAGUCGAACAUUUAUGUUAAAAAAGGGUGUCGUCUGUUUUUCUUAAUACUUGUUCGCCUCACGUUGACAUUGUUUACAGAGAGGCAUGUAAGUGCUCCCUCCAGCCUGGGGUGCUGUUAAAGCCGUCAGCCUUAUUUAAAGUCAAAUCCAAGUGCGUGUGGGUCUGUCGUUGUGUCGUUGUGUACUCGCAUAAAUCAAACAAAAGAUGAAAGGGUUGUUAUUUGUUCUGCCUGUGGCCACAACUUUCCUCAUCAACAGUCUGUUUAUGUUUCAAAGUUAUGCUGAUUGAUUCGUUCAUCACAAUUUUGAGCAUUAAUUUUACAAACGGCAGUGCUCUGAGAGUAUUUUACAAACGCUGGGAUUGAAUGUUAAAGGUAAUCAGUCUCUGUCAGAUUUUCAGCCCAGGUUAAUGGACCCAGCUGGCUGGUUUGCACAUCGCCUCAUGUUUUGAGAAUAUGGUAUCAGACCUUUAACUCCUCUGACAUUGUCCUCCAAGAGCCCAUCCUCUCAUUUGCAUAUUCAUGAUGUUAUUCUUCACGAUGUGUAUAAACAACCAAAGGUGCCAAAUCAAGAGGACUGAACUCCUUUUGAACUGUAAAGUGCUGCGCUGACAUUGACAUUGAGUCACCACAGAGCUGUCAGCUGACACUCUUCCAGAUGUGACAAAGUGAGGCCAAGCUCUGUGCUGCAUUAAAAAUACAACUGAGACGGUGUAUGUCCACGAGGGCUGUGUUUUCAUCACCAGGACAGUGUUGUCUCGGCAGAGUGCAUCUGAGGUGCCAUAUGGCCUUUUAUCAGAGGAGCUGCUGUCACUUGAAUCCGCAGAGCCACAUUUCCGAUGCUGAGACCUCAGCAAACAAAACUUUGAGAGCUGUUUGAUCAGCAAAGACAUAUGUGUAAAAUUGAAGGUGGGGUAGACAUGAUCUGAGGUAGUGCUAGUUUUAGGGAGAAAUCUUGAAUGUAAACACUACCCCUCCCAACCAGUUUUCCCCUCAGCUCCUCCUCUCCCCUCCCUCUCCAGCAAGCCCCGCCCACAAACAGACACUCCAGCUCGCUCUUAUCGUUCCAAUUUAAUUCAGACAUAAUGCAGAAAAAUACUUCAGAUAAUUACAAAUGGGGCCCAGUCAAUGUGAAAGUGAAAAGCAUUGGUGCUUCUGUAGAUGCCAACAGACUACCAGCAAACACAAUGUUUGCAGGACUUCUACAACUAGCAUAAAGUGACACAGUCCAGGACCCGAGGUAAACAGUUUAGCGGUGCUACAACAUGCAGCAGGUCCCGUUUGACAAGAAACACUUCUGUGACAGACACCUGGCUUACUUUGUUAAAGCGGUUUACCUGUCCAGCAGAAAGGUUACAGGGUCCGUAAGACCCCGAAGCGGUCCCCAUCUUUUAUGCUGAUGUUGACCCGGCUUUUUAGCUCUUGUCUGGUCUCCCUCGGUUUUAAGCGCCCGUUAUUCCGCCAGAGUCUUCGGUAUUAACUUUGUUUUAUUGCUAGUGUUGGCAGUCGUGGCCAAAGGAGGAUUCAGACAUUUUUCUGUGCUUUCUGGUUGGUUUCUAUUGUCCGAUAUUGUAGCACGCUAAUUUUUAUUGUGCUCAUAAACAUUAUUGAAGGACGUUGAGCGUGCUUCACAACACGGGGAAGCAGCGUCUGCCUCACAACCAAUCAGGUUUGGGGAGGCGGAGAAUGGCUUUGUUUACGGUCAGAAUGAGCGGACCGCUCAAAAAUGUUAAAAUGUUGACUACACAGACAUAACAAAACACAGUGAUAUCAUUAUAUUCCCAUAUGUCAUCAAUAACUAAUAGCUGUUGGCUGAUAUUAAAAGCUUUGUGUUUCUACACCACAAAAAAAGAUGCUUCUUUAACAGAAUGCUGCCUACCCCACAUUAUAUAGAUUGAUUUUUUUGAGUAAGGAUUUCAACUCUCUGUUAAUCAAGAUUUUAAACUGAACAGAUUGCCCAAAACAUGGAGAAUGAAGCCUGAUAUGAUGCUCACCAUUCUGAAGAUGCUAACUCCACUCCGUGACGCUGAGGCAGACAUGAAGCAACAAUUUGCCGCCUUCCAAUCUCUUUAGCCACGCCUCCUUUUAAUUCAUCACUCUUAACCUCAACUCUACAUUUUACAGAAGUUCAUCCCCAGAUAGUUUUUUUUUUAAACUUUAUUUUUAUUUAACAAAAACAAAAAUGAUAGAGUUUACUUGUGAAGUCAGCUUUACUGGAAAACAGACAUAGAAAAACUAUUCAAUUACACCCCAUUCCAGCUCUAACUCUACCUUGUGGAGUGUGAGGCAUUCAUGAGUGCAUGGUUAUCAGAGCGCCAUUCUCAACCAGAACAAUGAUUAAAGAAACAAGCAGCAACACAGUGUAUACAGAAAUAAUAAAAAUACGAAAUGGAGCACAAAGAUAAUAUGAGCUGAGAAGCACAUAUAUGUAAAUCACCAUGACCAAAUAUUUGACUGAAGGAUAAAUAAGAGUUUUUUUUUUUUAAAGGUUGAUGUGUAACAACCUGGCGCUCCUUCAUGUAAAGGAAUUUAUUUCAUUUUCUUGUCUUCAUCGAUAAAACUCACCAUGCUUUACUAUCAGCACAAAUAUUAGUCCUGCAUGUCAAUGGCAUUGACAGUGACAGCCUGAAUAAGUGAUGCAGGGUUUUUCUGCUUCUCCACUGAUACUGGAGUGUUUGUGUCUGAAUGUGUUUGUUUGUUUGUUUCAUUUGUAUGCAUAGGCGGUGAGGAAGAUAACGUGCUGUGGAUAGCCAUGGCAGGGACCCACCAGAUCUGGGCUUUGUUCCUAGCAGAUGGGAAGCUGCCCAAAGGAAGGUGAGAGACUGGGACGUGACCACAGAGGCCACUCAGCAGCAGUAUCAUUUCAAGACCACUAAUAAGUCAUCUCUUAAUUACAAAGAAUUGAGGCAAGCAAAAACACUGUUUAACUCUUCACAUAGCAAGCCGUUUCCCCUGAAGUCAAUGAGAAAAACCAUGUAAUAAUUUGUCAGGGACCAAAGCCAGCUUUGAGCUUCAGCCAGGACUUCCUUUUUUUUGGGCACUGUGUUGUUUUGUUGUUUUGUCAGAGCCAAAGCAAAAUUAGCCCCUCCAGUUGUGUCUCGGAUUACUUCUGCAGUAUAAAACUGAAAAAGAAACCAUAAAAAGACAACGAUCCUUAAGUGAUCAUGCUCAAUUAAAAGGCCUUAAGUUUGCCAGAAUAACAAAAUCAUGACGCAGAUUUCUAAAAAACUUUCAAACUAACUUUGUGAGGUCUUUCCUAAGGGGAAGAAAAAACCUUUAAAUGCUACCCCUCCCUGUCAUGAAAGGUAAUUAACGCCGUUUUGAUUAAACAAAAAAAGUCCCAUUUGAUUCUUUUUAAACUAUUCAGCACUGUUUUUGAGAACAGCAUAUCCAGGGGUACUUAAAAAGUCUUACAAUGUCUAAAAUUCUCUUGAAAUCUCAUAAUAUGUCUUAAAUAUGAUAACUUACAAAGUAAAUUACAAAUAAAAAACUGAUUUGAAGUUAAGUAAAAUUUUCCGAUUUCUCUUUAUGUCUUUUGAACUUUUUGGCUAGUAUGGAUGCAAAAUGGGUCUUAAAUCGUAUUCAUUACGAUCUUUAAAAAAAGUCUUCAAUUUGACUUGUUGAAACCUGUAGAGACCCUGUCACUAUUUCUAAAUGAUCUUCUAUCCUAAACCAGUGAGUCUAAGGCUGGAACCUGCAUACGAUGGGCUGGCAGCGGCAGUGAGGAGAACAGGAACAACUCUUACCCCCAUAAGGCAGGUUUCGCUCAGCCUUCAGGUCUGGCUUUAGCCCCAGAGGAGCCAUGGAGCUGCCUGUAUGUGGCAGAUAGUGAAAGCAGCACCAUCCGCACGCUGGCACUGAAGGACGGAGCCGUCAAGCUGCUGGUCGGAGGAGAGAGAGACCCAAUGGUGAGUGUGCAAGAGUGAAUGAUUAGAUGGAGGAUGAAUUGAUUUCCCACGUUUUUCUCGAAUUCUGAAAAAUAUGAAAUGAUUGUUGAAGCUGAUAUUAAAGAGAGCGUAAUGAACAGGUAUAGUAAACGGCUACAGGGCUGCACUUAUUUGACGUUAUUAUAAUGACAGGGUUUAUAGCAGUUGUUUUAAUGGCCGUGUUUCACCAGUCAGCAGCAUCAAAGCACCCAGUGUAUCCCAAAUAGCUUUAAUAAAGUUCUCCUCUUUAAUUGAGCCAUAAGGUCCAUAAAUUCUCUUAAAUCUGGUUAGAACUGGAUUUUUCCAGACCAUUUGGUUAUUUCUGUAAAAGGGGGAAUUCUUAUCUAAUAAUACUGAAGACUCUGAAUCAAACAGAAGCUGCAACAGAAGGCUGAAGAAAUUGUCAAGUCUAUUCCUAAAGCAGACUGCAAAAACUAAACCGCUAACCUCUAAAAUAAAUAACCUGUAAUGAAUAACCUCUAAUGUAGAACCUUCAAUGAUAAUACAUCCUGUUCCUGGUCCAGCUAGCACUAUCCAUCAACAGCCAAUGCCCACUGUGAAACCUGCAUAUUUGUCUCACACAUAUGCGUGCAAAGAAAACACUAAAACAGAAGAGAAAUGUUGCAUGAAGCUUUAGGUAACUCCUUUGUAAUCAGAGGAUUUGAAGGCCUAAUUCCUCUCGUAUAGAAAGAAUUGAUCAAAUGAACAGCUGUAAAUAAACACAGAAACAGUUUCUGAUUUUGAUUUCAUGUGUUUACAGACUUUUCCUCACUUUUCAUAGGCAUGGUAGUUUUUCAGGGUAAGAGGAUAGUCACCUUCUUAAUAACUUUGGGAAGUUAUUUAAGGGUUACUAACCGUCGUCUCUUUGGGAAAGAGACGACGGUUAUUUAACCGAGACAAUGAAACAUCCAAUCAUAAACAGGCUCAAGACUGAAGCGGUAAAUGUGCAGCUGAGGUGAAAUGUUUUUCACUGUACUUGGCAAAACAUUCCCUUCAUGAUUCAACUUUUUGUGAGUCUUUUCUGGGUCUGAGGAUUUGCUCACAGAAACAGAUCUGCGAGGACAACUUCUUUCGUCAUAUGUGGCAUUGGGCUACAGUCAAUAUAGUGUUUAAAACGUCCAAAGAAACAUCAGGACAUUUUGGGUCUACUCGCUCUAUUCAUCACAUGGUCUGUAUAAGGCAGGACUGUUACACCUCAUGAAUGGUCGACUGAUAUCAGUUUUACAACAGCUGAUACCAAUCCCGAAAAUUAAUAAGCAGAUCAGUCAACAGCCAACACAUAAAGCUAAUAUCAAGUUGUUGGUUUUUUAUUUUAAUUUAUUUUUAUUCAUUUAUUCUUUGCAAUUGUUAAAAUGGAAUUACUUGAUUAUAAUAACUGCUAAGGCUGGGUGAUAUGGCCCCAAAUCAAUAUCACGAUAUAUUGAGUAGUACAUCUCAAUAACGAUAAAUGGAACGAUUACUACUCCACAAGCUGCUCACCCCCUCCCACAUUAACUUUGUCUACUUUAGCCUCCACUCCAGCCGCUACAACUUUUGAACCAUCCUCCAUCUCCUCACCUGUCUUUCCCUCCUUGUUACUGACUGGAUGGGGUGGAGUCACAUCUCUGACGCAGGACAGUGUCUUAAAGGGACAUGAGACCAUAGCCUACCGACACACAUCCAAAACCAACUUUUAUUUAUUUUUGACACCAAAUAUAUUGACACGGGUGAGAUGACAACAGUUAUUAUCGUAAAUUUCGGUACUGGAAAAUUUUCGGUUUAUCACCCAGCCCUAAUAACUGCCAGUAUUUCAUGCACAUUUAAUACUAUUGUACUAUUGUACAUGGUUAUGUUAGCCAGAAACAUGUUUCAGUGGAUUUAGAAUAAGUUCAUGGCACAUUGAUGUCAGAGGCAAAAUUUAACUCCAUUAUUCCAUUCAUAAUAACAGAAACAAUUUAAACUGGAUCAGCUUUGAUUUGGGAUAGAAAUAAUGUGUCAUCAUUUGAAAUGAACUGACUUUGACUUAGCGAUUAACUAAAGUGAAAAGACUUGAAACAGUGGAAACUGGUAAUAUGUUUGUUUUGUGAAUAAUUCAUAAUAACCAUGUUUUUGUGCAACAAGUUAAAGCUGUUUCUUGGCAUGCUGUGGUGUCUUUCUAGAGUUUCAAGGAAACCAACACAAGCUUUGCAAAUAGAUUUUGCUCUCCAGCCUUACAGUGAUCUCUACCAGCGAUAGCAGUGUGAAUGAAAGUGCUUCAGAGGUGUACAGGGAGGAAGAUUUUGAGUACUGGAAGUAAGCCAUGCCAGCUUUAUGCAAUGCCAAGCUAACCGUCUGCUGGAGGGUAUGAAGGGUGUUAUAAUUUAUCUGAUACUCAACAUUGAACCUUAAACUGAACUUGUUACAACCCCAGCUUCUAAUAUGCUUGCAGAUUUCUCAACGGAAGCUUAAAGUAAAUCAAUCAGGAAAAGUGUUUAUUUAUUUAUUUGUUUUUCUGGGUACUUCCUUACCAGGCGGCUCUGUCCCAGCCUGAAAAAGACAUCACACUCUGUAGUGAAGGCGAACAUGUGAGUUCCAGUGAACCCAACGGCGAUUUGAGGAACUAAACAGAUUUUUCCAAAAAAGCUGUUUAUUUUUGUUUGGCUGCCACUCUCGCAUGAACUCCUCAGUGACAGAAAACCAUGUGAUAUCUUACACAGUUGUUAUGUAAUCGUUGAAAAAACUAAGAGACUAUCUAUUCCGGAUGUUUUCAGCGUUUCUGAAAAUGAAUGUUGAUUUGAUUUUGUCGGCCUGAAACAAAGCUUUGUUUUCUUUUUGCCAUUUUCAGAAAAACCAUGACCUCAAAAAAAAAAAUUGUUCCUCUCUAUUUCAACGACCUUCUUCAACAGUGUUGUUGAGCUUUUCAUCAAAACUUUUCAAGAAUGACUCAUCCAACUAUUUUUGGCACAGAAGAUAAUGAGAUUGAAGAGAUGCUUGUGUUUUGGGUUUGUCCUCUCAAAAAUGUGGUAUUUUCAUAUUUCUUUUGCUUUGUUGAGUUUUCUUGAUUUUUUACUCAAUAGCUUAGUGUCUUUGAGAAGUUUUGAACAGCACUAUUACUUUAAUGAGAAGUGAUUAUUUUCAGUACAUGAGGGAAGCUUUCCUCUUUUUUUUUUUUUUGUCUUUUUGAUGCCUUAAAAGCCUCCCUUUCUUUUCCUUCCAGAAACAGAACUCAACCAGCGGCACUUUUUAAAUUUAGACUGGAUUUCAUGUUCUUCGAAUUUUGCUAAUGUUAGGAAAAAAUGUCACAAGUUGUAGUUUGAGCCUUCGUACUUUCUUUGUGUCUGUAUCUUAUCUCUCUUGACCACUUCUUUCGUUGAAACCAGAACCUUUUUGCUUUCGGGGAUGUAGACGACAAAGGGGUCGGCGCCAAGCUGCAGCAUCCUCUUGGUGUUGCCUGGUCUCCCGAACAAAGCCUGCUCUAUGUGGCCGAUUCCUACAACCACAAGGUAAGUGUUGCAUGUCACAAGGCCUCAGUUUAGAACAGUAAUGGGCUUUGCUCCUGUUAUCAUAGAGGCUACAUGCAGCUUGUAUCUUUUGAUCUAAAAGCACACAGACAUUGUACGGAACAUGAACUCUUUUUUUUUUUUUUAUCAGAUCAAGGUGGUUGAUCCAAAGACGAAGCAGUGUAGCACAUUAGCAGGGACUGGAGAGGCUGGAGACACUCUUGGCCAUGAAUUCAACAAAUCCUGCUUCAAUGAACCCGGGGGACUCUGUGUUGGCGACAGUGGGAAGCUUCUUUAUGUGGCUGAUACCAACAAUCACCAAAUCAAAGUGCUGGACCUGACCUCCAAGACUGUCUCUCUGGUCAGACCUGUGUGUGUGCGUGUGUGUGUGUGCGUGUGCGUGUGUGUGUGUGUGCAUUAGAAAAGCUCAUUUCCACAUAUGAGGGCGCACUAAAGAUUUUAUUCCUCUGUAUGUGAUUUACUCUCCUAAAAGCUUUUGCGCUUCAAGCUUCUGGUUACAAAUAAAAGACAUUUAAAGUGCUUCCUCUUUGACCCCUCCAACCCAAACGUAUAUAUAUCUCUCUCUCUCUCUGUCCAGUUCCCCAUCUCCAUGGACUGCACAGACUCAGUACCUUCAAAGCCUUCAGGUCCCACCAAAGCUGCCAAGCUACCCAAAUCAGCUCCCAGGAAAGAAAUGGCACCAGUGACUGUGUGUGCGGGCCAAACUCUUGUCAUGUCGCUCACACUAUCUCUUCCAAAGGAGACCAAGCUCACAGAAGAGGCCCCCAGCUGCUGGACCCUGUCCGCAGAGGGUGAGACAAAAACACCCACACUGUUACAAAAGGCACAGAUCAAAAUGUUAAAUUCAGAUUUUCACAUAAAUUUAUUUUUAGAUGCACAUGGAGGUCUGUUAUUUAGUCUCAUCUGUGGCUUGCACUGAUUUUAACAUCCAAAUUCAAAGACUGUUUAUUAUGAUAUUGACUCGACAAAAAAGGCAUCUCCUUCACGCCUCAUGUUGAAAGUGAGGCUGAGUCUAUCAGAGGUAAAGACGAGGAGAAUUUCACUACUCGAUGAAGGACCAAGACUGUGUGAGGAAAUAGUUCAGCAAUUUCAGAAUAAUCUCUGUUUUCAGCGUAAAAUUGCAAAGAAUUUGGGGAAUGUCAUCAUCUUCAGUCCAUAAUAUUGUCAUGGAGAUUCAGAUUCAGAAAAUUUGUGGGUUAUGCUUUACAAAAGAGGCAAGCUCAUGAUCUGCAUUAAAAACAGACAUGACUCUACGGUGGGAAUCACUGCAUAGGCGCAAAAACACUUCUAAAAUCGUUGUCUUUGAAUACAGUUGAUUAAAACUGUACUGUGCAAAGAGGGAAACAAACAUAGAUAUUAUCAGGAAACACUGGUGACUUCUCUAGGCUUAAGCUCAUCUGAAAUGGACUGAAGCUCAGUGGGAAACUGUCCUGAUGAAUCAAUAUUUGACCUUAUUUAUGGAGAUCUGGAGGCUUUGUCCGUCCCUUUCCAGAGGAGAUUACCCAGUCAAGGAGUGGCCACAGCAUGGAUAGCGUACACAUCUGGCUAAUCCUGAACAAGUAAACAGAUUUUUAAGCAAGACCUUGCAUAUUUAUGCAAAACAAUGCCAAUCUGCAUUGGCUCCGUAGUAGACGAGUCCAGAUGUCCAGAUAUCUCAUCCAUCGAAAACAUUUGCUGCAUCAUGAAACAAAAAAAUUCUGAUUAGCAGAAAUCCUUUAUCAGGCAGAAUGGGACAACAUUUCACUCCAGGAACUGGUGUCCUCGGGCUCCCAAACAUUUGCAGAGUGUUGUUAAAGGGAGAACUGAUUCAACAGUGUAGUUAACAUGCUCCUGUCCCAUCUUUUUUGAAACAUGCAUUGAAUCUGAAAUAAGCAUAUCUAAAACACAAACACACACAUGCAGAUGUUUGGACUUUAGGGUUAAAGAACAUGAAAAUAGACUUUGUGUGGAAAGGUUGCUUUUGCUUCAGCCGUAUACCCUCUGUAACUGAUUUGGUCUAUAAUCAGAAAUGAUAAAAGGGGAUUUUGCUGAAGCUUCAUUCUCUGCACAACAAGCAGACUCUCUCUGUCACAGCAUCAGUUUAUCAUUCUCAGCAUGACUAGCUGAGCUCAGAGAGGGACAGUGAGUUUUUGGAGUUGACAAUAAAAGAUACGAUUCAAACAGCUCUGAGGCUUUGUUCGCUGUUAUUAAACGGGGAACCGACAAAGUCUGACCCAUGGCUUGAGUGUGAAGUGACUGGAGAUAUCAUGCGGUGUGUGGCCCAUUCAUUAGGUUUGGAACCGAAGUGUUUCCGUCAUUCAGAGCGAUGCUGCAUGCAGUCAGUGGAUAUCAGUCGGCUAUUUUUAGAACAUUUUGAUAAGACGACAUGCCUUGGUUCACAUAAUUAGCUAACAGGCUAUGUUACGUGAUCCGCCGCUGUCCGAUUAUACUCAGUCUAGACUAAUGCUGAUCACAUCAGAGCACAGGCAGGAAUUUUAAUGGAUCAAGUUUAAACAGAACAAAAUAUCUAAAUUGUUUUUUAGUUGUUUUGUUUUUUUAAAUAGCGUUCCUGGGACUUCAUGUUAAGCAUCAGCUCCAUUAAUCACUGCUGGCACAGAUUUGACACUCUCUCUGGCACAGAGUUUUCUCUCACAGUUGAAGUCAGAGGCUGUCUUUCACGACUUUCAUUCAUCUUUCAGCGGUCCAAACUCUUCAAAUGCGUGUCUGUUUCUAAAAAUAUCCCUGUGUUUCAGCACAGUCAUGUCCUCAUUCUCUCUCUAUUUGAUUCAGGAGGUUGUUUGGGUUUCUGGCUAACGUUGUAGAGGACUCCAUUUGGAACUGCUCAGACUUAAGAUGGAACGCAGGAAGCACCUUGUUGCACUCAAUUUCCAAAAUUAGAUGUCAAAGAGACAUUUUCGUACAAACACAGGGCAUCUCUGCUCUUUCAGAACAAAGCCCAAUGUGCUCUUGUUUUUAGCAAUGCAAGGAGUGUGUGUCAGGGGAUGGCAAGGUCAGUCGGUCUGCCCCCCAACCGCUAUUGGACAGAUUGCCGCGAUAUCUUGUUCAGACAGCCACUGUUCUUGGAGGAUAAAUCUCAGGGAUGUUAUUGAUUAGAAAACAUGUUGUCCAGCUUUAGGAGGGCAGGACAUUUUUAUAGUUCUGAGCGACAUAUUUUGUUUGAUGAAUUGCCAUGACAUUUUCUAGUGACCUAGAGCACAAUCAUCAGGUCACAUCUUACCUUUGUCUAGGCUGACCAUAUUCUGACUUCCUCUUUAACGCAGGGGCGGAGUCACGGAGUCGCAAAAAGUUAAUUUUGAGAGUUUUUGGGUUGGCUCGAGUGUCUUUCAGGCGCUUUUAACUCAGUAACUUGUGUCAGUCACAUGACACAAACUAGAAACAAACAUGUACAAAACCGCGAACAUUGGAAGGAUUUUAUGAACUUUCCCGGACAAACCCGGACAGCCCCCCAUAAAGAAGACAUGUUAGUGUGAAAGAGGACGUAUGGUCACCUCUUAUUUUCAACCAAACUUAUCAAGGCUGGAAAUAUCAGAACAAAUCAUCUAAUCCUGAAAUUAUUGAGGUGAAAUCUCUGAAUCUCCUCCUCUAUCAAUAAUAAACAGAAUCAACAGUGGUUCAAGCCUUUUUAGUCUUUAUAGCACACAAAAAAACACCUGAAGUCGACCCACAGUUCUAAAUGAAUCAUGUCUCUCUGCCUAUUAACUGUUAAUUAUUGGCAUUACUUUUUUUGUUUGUUUGAAUUAAAUUUAAAACUGUUUGAUUAAAAUAAUAAUGAAUAAAAGCUUUAACUUUCUCUGAAUUUGAUUUUCUGGAAUGUCGCUAUCUCUUCAUUUUCUGACUUUACUGCGGAAUAGGAGCCAGUGCGGUAAGAUGGAUCACAGACAACUUGAGCAAGAGCGAACAGACUUUGUAGAUUGGAAUUAAUUUGUGGUUCUUUAUGGAUAUGAUGUGUUUAGAUUAAAUCUUUGACUGGACUUAGAUCUCGAUUUUCGGAGACCCUCCGUGACACAGCAGGAGGGGGCUGUCAGACAUUCAACAGUUUUUACCGUUAGUGUUCAUUUUUGUUAGCGAGGUUAGCAACACAUGAUAUAAGACAAAGAGAUCAUAUAUAGUGAGUGAGUUAUUAUGGUAGAUUGUUACUCUGACAUGGUGAGCAGGGCUCAGAUGCAUAGAGAUUCGCGUGUUGUAACAACCUGCUCACCAUACAUUAACUCACUGACUGCCUUUUGAUGACAGUUUUUUUUCCCUGUUUUCACAGGUAACGAUUGGCUGCUGGGAGGCGAGGAGGUCACUGGUGACAUCUUGGACCUGUCAAAGCCCCUCACCAUCUCAACCAAACUUCCAGCUGAUAUAAAGGACUCAAACAGCAACCCAAGCCUCACUCUGAGUGUGUGGGUGUACUACUGUAUGGAAACAAGCAACACCUGUAUGAUGAAAGCUGCCUCCUUCACCCAGCCUCUUCAAAUAAGUGUCGACCACAUAGAUGGAGACAUGACUGUGGUGUUUGCUCAUGCUUUCUAAAGGCCACUGACAGUUCAAGUCACAGUACCCACUCUAAACCAUCAGUUGUACUUUCUGCUAAUUCCACCUCCUGUUUUUUAAGUCAUCAGUAAGCAGAGAGCACAGGUUGUUUCUGACCGUCACUUCUGACAAAAACGCAGUUCAUACAAAUUGGAUUUUCAGGGGAAUUUAAUUUCCGACUACUCAGAGGCCUUUACCUCGAAAACAUAAUGCAUCACUACGGUUAUUCAUAAAGAAACAAAUGGGUGCUUCCCCAAGGAUACUCGAAACACUGCUCAGAACAACCACAGACAAAAAUUUCUGUAGGAAAGUGUGAAUUAAAUUUGAGGAAAAACAAGUGGUUUUUAUUUUUUAAGAGACAGUGAUUCAAGAAGUUGCCUUGUGUAUUUCACACCGUGACGGGACUAAGAAAAUACAGACAAAAGAUUUUUUCAAUCUGUUUAAAAAAAGAGUAUUUAAUCUACAACUUCAAAAAAGUAAUUUCCAAAAACAUGAGUUCUAGGGAGUGUUGCUCUGCUGCGCUUCACAAAAGCAUUGCUGUUAAGUGCUUGAAUAGAGCUAUGGACAGUUUUACACAACAAAAAAAGAGGGCCAGAAAUCAGGAGUCUCCCUACAGAAGAGACCUGUAGCCAGGGGUUUGACAUGGUAGCCUUGUUUUUAACUUCAGCUGUCUUUAACAUUGUAUACUAACACCAAUAACUGACUAUGAUUAAAAACUUCACGUUACUCAUAGCUGUGUAUGAGACAAUGUUAACCAGCUGUGUUUACAGAUUUACCAACAGCUUUAUGCUAACAUCUGCAAACUUGAUAGAAGUUUUGAAUAUAACUGAAACUUGAAUAAUCUCUUCUUAACUUACCCAUCACAUGGAUAUCAAAAACUCUAAAGAGGAUCCUUUUAGACUCAGGUCUGUUCAAUACAAUAAAGAACACAAAGCUAAGAUGUUGAAAAGCUUUGACCGGGAAAUAGUUAAUUUUUCAUUUUCUUUCUCCUUGAAAUUUGGACAUUGCUCACCACAUUUGACUUUCUUUCUCAAAGUGUGUGAUGAAAAACAAUUGUCCUCCUUUUUCUCAUCCCUGACCCUCAGAACUCUACCAUAAAUCUCAAUCCAGAGACAGAUAAAGAAAGCAGAAGAAGACUGGUGAAACAUAGAGGUCAUCUCUUUAGAGACUCAUGUUUGUCAUAUCAUUUGCAAAUACAGAAGUCUAGCGUCAGGGUAUACAAUUUUACAAUUCUUUUUUUUUUUUAUUUCCAUAUACUGCUGUGGUUUCUUUAGUGUAUAGUUUGGAUGGUGCCUUCAGGUGCACUAGUUCUUGCUUCGGUUAAUAUAUUUGUGCACUUUUUUAAGGUUUCACCCAUAGCUUUAUGUGUCUUCACCCUCCCUGUAUGGCUUAUUUUACUUUUGUCUUGCAUUAUUUAUGCCACAAAGAGCCUUUUUGUUUCAGUUCAUGAAAUAUUGUUCUCAUCUCAGUAAUGAAUAAAGUGCCUGUUCUCCUUUAGUGGUAGCGACCUCCUGCAAAUUGAUUACACAGACUGCUCACUGUGAGAGAUAUUGCAUUAAGGAAGUCUUAUUUAAAAGCUCUCUUUGCAGAAUUGAAACACUUCAUCUGCAGAUGAGGAGAUGCUCUGUUGAUGUAAUAUGUUUGAAAAUUUGUUCUGGAUGUUGUCAUUUUAGUUUUCAGAGUUAUGAGCUGUCGUCAGAAAUGAGCCUGAGAGUAAUUUGAUUAUCAUCGCUGUCAACAUGUCUCACAUCAUAACUGUUCUUUUAGACUGUUUGUAUGUGGUUUGGCACACUCAGACUGAAUGCCUUGUGAGGAGGUGCUACUGUACGGAUGGAGAAAAACUGAUGAUGUAUCAAAGCAAUAAUAGUUUGGUUAUGGGAAAGGUGUUUUAUUCCCACAGGUUAUUUAUUUCAAAUGAACUGCAGAUAAGUUGCUCGCAGGAUUUCUCAUCAUUCUGCUAUUUUUGAACCAGAAUGAGUUUGGGUUGCUUCCUCUGGACAUAAAGUUCUUAAUAUUUUUUUCAUUUAUUCAGUUCUCAUCUGGUUUCCUCUUGCUGCACCACCUUUUGGGGCAUGAUUUGUUCCUCUCUGGGACUCUGUGUGUUACUACUCCUCAAUUCUGCACUUUAAAAUGCAAAAUAAACAUUUUUAUGGUCUA